Molecule: messenger RNA, 2154 nt
Organism: Helobdella robusta
Lineage: Eukaryota; Metazoa; Annelida; Clitellata; Rhynchobdellida; Glossiphoniidae
Exons: 2
Coding region: 1-1998 (665 amino acids)
Cellular component (GO): eukaryotic translation initiation factor 2B complex
Molecular function (GO): translation initiation factor activity; guanyl-nucleotide exchange factor activity; translation initiation factor binding
Source: RefSeq, a predicted model, not a curated record
AUGCUGAAUAAAUCGGAUUUCAAAGAGGAAGACAAGAUCCAGGCGAUCGUAAUUGCAGAUUCCUUCGAUUCCAAAUUUAACCCUCUGACUAUGAAAAGGCCAAAUUGUCUGCUGCCGCUUGCCAACGUACCUUUCCUAGAUUACGUACUCGAGACUUUGCAUUCGUCUGGGGUCCACGAAACAUUUAUUUUCACUUCCAACCAUGUAAAUCUCGUCAAGGAGCAUGUGAAAAAUUCAAAAUGGGGUAACGAAUGCUGCCGGAUGAAAGUAGGCGUGGUCGUUUCGGAUAACUGCUAUUCGUUGGGGGAAGCUUUGAGAGAGAUUGACAAGAAAGCGCUAAUUAGGGAUGAUUUUGUCUUGAUACAAGGAAGUGUAGUAUCUAAUGUUAAUCUGCAGGCAGCCAUUAAUGAGCACAAGAGAAGGAAAAUUGAAAUUAAGGAUCGAAUGGCGAUCAUGACGAUGUUGAUGAUGCAUCAUUCGCCUGAUGACCCUUUGAGAAAUCCAGAUAAUGAUGUCUGCUUGACUGUCGACAAAUGCAACAAUAGAAUUUUGAAUUACCAAAAAACUGGAAAAUCAAAGAAAUUCUCCCUUCCCAUAGAGGUUCUGGAAAAACCUAUCAACAACAUCCAAUUUGAUCUGCUUCCAUGUCAAAUCAACAUCUGUUCCCCUGUCGUACUGACUCAGAUGACUGAUAACUUUGACUUUCAAACAGUAGAUGCCCUGGUUUGUGGACUGCUAUCCAAUGAGGACAUUUAUGGAUUUUCAAUUCAUUUCCACGAGCUUCUUAGGACUGAGUAUGCUGUCCAUGUCGAUUGUUUGAGUUCUUAUAAGAAAGUUAGUAACCAGGUCGUCAAGAGAUUUUCAUAUCCUCUGGUUAUAGAUAAUAAUUUCACAGGGAGAAAAUUCAAUAAAUAUCGCUGUAAUGAUCGAAAUGUUUAUAGCCACGUCCAAUGCACUAAUUUUGAUCUGGAUGAUUUGACGGGCAUGCACGAUGUCGUGUUAGGUAGGGGGGUCCAAGUCGGAGAUGGCUCGACGAUUAGUAACAGCGUUCUCGGAAGGAACUGUAUAAUUGGCAGAAAUGUAAAAAUUGAGGACUCCAUAAUUUUUGAUAAUGUCGUCAUUGAAGAUAACUGCACUGUCACUGGGUCUGUCAUCGAUCAAACCUGCAUCAUUCAUAAAAACUGCCAGAUUCCUAAAAAUUGUAUCCUAGGUAGAGGCGUUACUGUUUACGAAAAUGACAAUUUACUAGAAGAUUAUAAGUUAGUGUCAGACAAUACAAACAACUUCCAGCACGUUUCGCCCGGAAACAAAAAAUGUUUCAUACUCCCUCUGAGAACCGUCUCUGAAAGUUUGGACCUACUUGAUGGCAGCUUGUCCAAAAAUGAUGAGGAGAAGAAUCUAGAGGAUGACUACAACUCCGAUGAUGACGACGACGACGACGUGAAUGAUGUCCCGAUCGAAUUCAACGAGUCGAAAAUCUUCUACGAUGAGGUUAUCAGCAACUUGGAACGAACUUUGAGUGAAAAUAUCUCCUCCAAAAACGUCAUUCUAGAAAUAAACUCAGUGAAGCACGCAUACGGCAUUCAGAUCAGAGAACUUACAAUCCUCCUAACCAAAGCCUUUCUAGAUAUGUCCCUAAGAUCCGAACCACCGCCAAAUAAUUUCCCAUCCUUUUACGCGCUCUUCAAAACGCACAUGACUACCUUUUUACCGAUAUUAAAAAAUUACGUUAAAACCGAGUCGUCACAAGGCGACAUGCUGAUUGGCAUGCAAGAGAUGGCCGAGUCCGUGCCUCUGAUCAUGACCGCACUGCCUAAAGUCGUAUUAUUCUUCUUUGACGAGGAUAUUCUGACGGAAGAAGGAAUUUUAAAGUGGUGGUAUGGAAAUGAAAACAAGAGUGACGAGUUGAAUGAUAAACUCUGUAAAUUCAUCGAAUGGCUCGAAAAAGAUGAUGAUGAAGAUGAUGAGGACGAUGAUGAUGAUGAUGAAGAUGAUUGAUGAUGAACAGGAUGAUGAGGAAUGAUUUGAUCAAACGUUGCAAAUAUUGAUUAAAGUUUUGUCUAUUCUGUUAAUAUUUGAAAUUUUUUAUUUUAACUUAUUUCAAAAAGAAUUAAUUUACUAUUUUGAUGAAAUAAAGUGUUAGUGGUUGGUUUA